Messenger RNA from Selaginella moellendorffii, 510 nucleotides. RefSeq lists its product as uncharacterized. NCBI's taxonomy places the organism in Eukaryota, Viridiplantae, Streptophyta, Lycopodiopsida, Selaginellales, Selaginellaceae. The coding region runs from base 20 to 394 and encodes 124 amino acids. The record is from RefSeq and is a predicted model, not a curated record. The transcript is spliced from 3 exons.
UCUGUUUGCUUCAAUAGUCAUGGCUCUUGUUCGAGUUUCUUGCAUCUUUCUGCUGCCAUUGCUUUUGCUCGCAAUUGCCAAUGCUGCUAAAGAAGCAACGGUGGUUUUGGAAGGGGUGGAUGUUAUGCAUGAUCCACGAUAUUUGGCUACUAUCCUGGGAAACGAAGGCCUAGGACUAACAAGUGUUCUGGGCGACACUUAUUGUUGCCUCAAGAACGGCUAUGGGUGCAUGCAAAAUUGCGACUCAUCCAAGAACUACUCAUGCUGCCUCAAGAAUGGAUAUGGCUGCACGUGGAUGUGCGAGAAUGGUGUGGAGCACUACUGCUGUGAGAAGAAUGGCUAUGGCUGCACCAAGAUGUGUCCCAAGUCUACAGUCACGUUUGGCAACCUGUAAAAUGGAUAAUGUGUGGAUGUGUAUGCGUGCCGCUAUAGAUCUAUGGCGGCCAGCUUCAAAUAAAAACUGAGUGGCUCACUCUCUGACUUUCUUUUUAGAGUCUUGAGCUUAAUUCA